Messenger RNA from Thermochaetoides thermophila DSM 1495, 966 nucleotides. RefSeq names its product reductase-like protein. Bases 1 to 966 code for a protein of 321 amino acids. The transcript is spliced from 2 exons. Gene Ontology annotation, molecular function: oxidoreductase activity. NCBI's taxonomy places the organism in Eukaryota, Fungi, Ascomycota, Sordariomycetes, Sordariales, Chaetomiaceae. The record is from RefSeq and is a predicted model, not a curated record.
AUGUCCUUCAACCCCUCGCGCAUCCUAAUCUUCGGCGGCACAGGCACCAUCGGCCGCUACAUCACCUCUUCCCUCUUACACGCCAACCCCCCCUUCCAGCAAGUCACCCUCUUCACCUCCCCUGCCUCGCACACCUCCAAAGCCCCCCUCCUCACCAAUUGGCAGUCCCAAGGCCUCUCCCUCAUCGUGGGAGAUCUGACCUCGGAGUCCGACAUCCGCGCUGCAUAUCAAAAUUCUGGGGCGGAUACUGUCAUUUCGGCGGUUGGCAGGACGGGGCUGCAGCAUCAGAUUAAAUUAUUGCAGCUGGCUGAAGAGUCAGGAAGCGUGAAAUGGUUCCUCCCGUCGGAAUUUGGAACGGACAUUGAACAUAACGAGAAGAGUCCUUACGAGAAGCCGCAUCAAGUGAAGUUGGCUGUAAGGAAGUAUAUUAGGGAGAAUUUGAAGAGGGUAAGGGUGACGUAUGUGGUGACAGGACCGUACUUCGAUAUGUGGGUUAAUGCGCAUGCUGGGUUGGAGGGGGCGGGGGGUUUUGUGGCGGAGAAAAAGAAGGCGUACGUCAUUGGGAAUGGGGAGGAGAGGGUUGGGUUUUGUACUAUGAAGGACGUCGGCCGCUUCGUCCUAGCAACUCUCCGCCACCCUGAAGAAUCCUUCGACAAGGCUCUGAAAGUCCAGUCCUUCAUCGUUACGCCGAACCAGGUGCUGGCUGAGUAUGAACGGCAGACGGGGGCUAAAUGGGAAGUCAUUAAGAAGCCACUGGAAGAGAUUAAGGAGCUGGAGGGUAAGCUUUGGGAAGAGGGUGACCCCCGCGCGACACUGGUUACAUUGAGGCGGAUUUGGGCUGAGGGGGGGACACUUUAUGAGCGGAAUGAUAAUGAGGUGUUGGGGUUAGGGCCCGAGAAUUUGGAUAGUUUGGAGGAGGGGGUUAGGCAUGCGUUGGCGGGAGGCUGGAGGAGUGAUACGUUCUAG